AUGGGUUCUCGGAUUCAGCUUCUGGGUCUCUGCUUAUGGUUUCACUUCGCAUGCUUCAGCUUCAUUUUUGGCUACACAGUGGCUGUAGGAGGAGAUGCCACUGUGCAAGGGACUGUUGCCAUUGAUGACAAAUCUGUGAUUGGAACUAUAGAUGGUGAUUUUGUGUGUGCAACUUUGGAUUGGUGGCCUCCUGAGAAAUGUGACUAUGGGAAAUGCAGUUGGGGUCUUGCUUCUCUUCUCAAUCUGGACCUCAACAACAAGAUUUUUCUAAAUGCAGUGAAAGCCUUUUCACCUUUGAAACUCAGAUUAGGUGGAAGUUUGCAAGACAAGGUAGUAUAUGGCACUGAAGAUUACCACCAACCUUGUACUCCUUUUGUUAAGAACGAAUCUGAGAUGUUUGGUUUCACACAAGGGUGCCUCCCAAUGAAAAGAUGGGAUGAACUUAGCUACUUUUUUGAAAAAGCAGGGGCUAAGAUAAUUUUUGGAUUAAAUGCUCUUGCUGGAAAAUCAAUACAAGGUGGUUCUGCAAAAGGACCUUGGAAUUCCACCAAUGCUGAGUCCUUUAUUAGAUACAAUGUUAGAAAUGGCUACACCAUUUAUGGAUGGGAACUUGGCAAUGAAUUGAGUGGGAGUGGAGUUGGAACAAGCAUUACAGCAGACCAAUAUGCUUCUGAUUUUGCUGCUUUAAGAGACAUAGUUGACAAAGCAUAUAAAGAGAUUGAUUCUAAGCCACUAGUCAUUGCACCUGGAGGGUUCUUUGAUGCAACCUGGUUCAAGGAAUUUAUUAGCAAAACUAGAAGAUCUUUGGAUGUGGUCACGCACCACAUUUAUAACCUUGGACCAGGAGUUGAUGAGCACCUUGUGGAAAAAAUUCUGAACCCUUCCUAUCUGGAUAAAGAGGCUAGCACAUUCAGUGGCCUCAAAAGUAUACUUGCAAGUACAGGUACCUCAGCAACAGCAUGGGUUGGUGAGUCGGGAGGGGCCUACAAUAGUGGUCAUCAUCUUGUAUCCGAUGCAUUUGUUUAUAGUUUCUGGUAUUUGGAUCAGCUUGGCAUGUCAGCUGCUUAUGACACUAAAACAUAUUGCAGACAGAGUUUGAUAGGAGGAAACUAUGGUUUACUCAAUACUACCAAUUUCCUGCCAAAUCCAGACUACUAUAGUGCUCUUCUUUGGCAUCGACUCAUGGGAAGACAAGUACUAUCAACUACCUUCUCUGGGACAAAAAAGAUCAGAGCUUAUGCACACUGUGCAAAGCAAUCCAAGGGAAUCACAGUACUGUUGAUCAACCUGGACGGCAACACAACUGUUGAAGCUGAUGUGACCUUCAACAACAAUGCAAAGAGUUUGAGGCUGAGAAAGAUGUCAAGUCAUUCAAACAUGAUGCAAUUACCUCUUGCAUAUGAAACUGCAAGAGAAGAGUACCAUCUAACUCCACAGGAUGGUAAUAUACAUAGCCAAAUCAUGGUACUAAAUGGAAACGCUCUGAGGGUAAACUCAGCUGGUGAUAUUCCUCCUUUGGACCCUAUAUAUGUGAACUCUUCAGAGCCAAUAAGGGUUGCUCCUUUCUCUAUUGUAUUUGCCCAUUUAUCUGGUGCUGUUGUUACAGCUUGUGGCUAG
Molecule: messenger RNA, 1617 nt
Organism: Sphenostylis stenocarpa
Lineage: Eukaryota; Viridiplantae; Streptophyta; Magnoliopsida; Fabales; Fabaceae
Source: the annotation of a GenBank genome assembly